CCCCAGGUGCCUUGGCCCCGGCUGCCCUCGAAGUCAUCAGGAUGUGGUCCCUACCGGCCGCCCUCUCCCUGCUCCUGCUGCUGCUGCUGCUGCAGGCCCCCCCUUGCAGACUGCAGUCGCCGAGCCCCGCGAAGCUGCGGCUGGUGGGUCCAGGGAGCAGGCCAGAGGAGGGCCGCCUGGAGGUGCUCCACCAGGGCCAGUGGGGUACCGUGUGUGAUGAUGACUUCGCUCUCCAGGAGGCCACCGUGGCCUGCCGCCAGCUGGGCUUUGAAACAGCCCUGACCUGGGCCCACAGUGCCAAGUAUGGUCAAGGGGAGGGACCCAUCUGGCUGGACAAUGUGCGCUGUAUGGGCACAGAGAGCUCCCUGGACCAGUGCAGGUCCAAUGGCUGGGGUGUCAGUGACUGCAGCCACUCAGAGGACAUCGGGGUGGUGUGCCACCCCCAGCGCCACCGCGGCUAUCUUUCUGAGAGAGUCUCCAAUGCCCUUGGGCCCCAGGGCCGGCAGCUGGAGGAGGUGCGGCUCAAACCCAUCCUUGCCAGUGCCAAGCGGCACAGCCUGGUGACCGAGGGGGCGGUGGAGGUGAAGUACGAGGGCCACUGGCGGCAGGUGUGUGACCAGGACUGGACCAGGAACAACAGCAAGGUGGUGUGUGGCAUGCUGGGCUUCCCCAGCGAGGCACCUGUCAAAAGCCUCUACUACAGGAGAGUCUGGAAUUUGAAGAUGAAGGACCCCAAAUCUAGGUUGAAGAGCCUGACACAGAAGAAUUCCUUCUGGAUCCACCGGGUCAACUGCCUGGGGACAGAGCCCCACCUGGCCAACUGCCAGGUGCAGGUGGCCCCAGCUCAGGGCAAGCUGCAGCCGGCCUGCCCGGGCGGCAUGCACGCUGUGGUCAGCUGUGUGGCGGGGCACAAGGAGUCCCGGGCAGAGGUGGGUCCCACCGCGUGGCAGCAGGAGUGGCAGGAGCUGAAGGUGCGCCUCCGCUCGGGGGCCCAGGUGGGAGAGGGCCGUGUUGAGGUGCUCAUGAACCACCAGUGGGGGACGGUCUGCGACCACGGAUGGAACCUCAUCUCUGCCAGCAUCGUGUGCCGUCAGCUUGGCUUUGGCUCGGCUCGGGAGGCCCUUUUUGGGGCCCAGCUGGGGCAGGGCUUGGGACCCAUCCACCUGAGCGAGGUGCGCUGCAGGGGUUCUGAGCGGACCCUCAGUGACUGCCCCUCACUGGAGGGGUCCCAGAAUGGCUGUAAACAUGAGAAUGACGCUGCCGUCAGGUGCAACAUCCCUGACAUGGGCUUCAAGAAUCAGGUGCGCCUGGCCGGCGGGCGCAACCCCCAGGAGGGUGUGGUGGAAGUGCAGGUAGAGGUGAACGGAGUCCGGCGCUGGGGGGCCGUGUGCAGUGACCACUGGGGGCUCACCGAAGCCAUGGUGGCCUGCCGACAGCUCGGCCUGGGUUUUGCCAACCACGCAAUCAAGGACACCUGGUACUGGCAGGGGACGCCAGGGGCCACCAACGUGGUGAUGAGCGGCGUGCGCUGCUCGGGCACAGAGCUGGCCCUGCAGCAGUGUCAGAGACAUGGGCCGGUGCUCUGCUCCCACGGCUCAGGGCGCUCCUCGGCCGGGGUCUCCUGCACAGACAGCGCUCCAGACCUGGUGAUGAACGCCCAGCUCGUGCAGGAGACCGCCUACCUAGAGGACCGGCCGCUCAGCCAGCUGUACUGCGCGCACGAAGAGAACUGCCUCUCCCGGUCUGCCGACCACAUGGACUGGCCCUAUGGCUACCGGCGCCUCCUGCGCUUCUCCUCCCAGAUCUACAACCUAGGCCGGGCCGACUUCCGUCCCAAGACAGGACGCCACAGCUGGAUUUGGCACCAGUGCCACAGGCACUACCACAGCAUCGAGGUCUUCACCCACUAUGACCUCCUCACUCUCAACGGCUCCAAGGUGGCUGAGGGGCACAAGGCCAGCUUCUGCCUGGAGGACACACACUGCCCCCCAGGACUGCAGAAGCGCUAUGCGUGUGCCAACUUUGGGGAGCAGGGAGUGACUGUCGGCUGCUGGGACACCUACCGGCAUGACAUCGAUUGCCAGUGGGUGGAUAUCACAGAUGUGGGCCCUGGGAAUUACAUCUUCCAGGUGGUUGUGAACCCCCAGUUCGAGGUGGCGGAGUCUGAUUUCUCGAACAACAUGAUGCGGUGCCACUGCAAGUAUGAUGGGCACCGGGUGUGGCUGCACAACUGCCACACAGGAGAUUCCUACCGAGCUAAUUCAGAGCUCUCCCUGGAGCAGGAGCGUCUCAGGAACAACUUCAUCUGA
This is a messenger RNA of Enhydra lutris kenyoni (northern sea otter), 2309 nucleotides long. RefSeq names its product lysyl oxidase like 4. Bases 42 to 2309 code for a protein of 755 amino acids. The record is from RefSeq and is a predicted model, not a curated record. Gene Ontology annotation, cellular component: membrane. Gene Ontology annotation, biological process: peptidyl-lysine oxidation. The transcript is spliced from 14 exons. Gene Ontology annotation, molecular function: protein-lysine 6-oxidase activity; copper ion binding. NCBI's taxonomy places the organism in Eukaryota, Metazoa, Chordata, Mammalia, Carnivora, Mustelidae.